UUCUUUUAUUCUAAUCAAGGCCAAUACACGUUACGCAUAUAACUGGCUAUUAUAGUUAAAUACAGUUUUGAGGAUGAAUAAUUUACCACAUACCAGCGAUCACGCAUUUCAGCAAGAAUAGAAAAGUAACAUCGGGUUCAUAUUUCAACAACUAAGAAAACCGUAAGAUGGCAAAUUUCUUGAGCUUGACUAAAGUGUGUGUCUUGAUAUUAGUGACUGCAACUCAAGUCGGUUUUUCUCUCGGUCGUGAGAUCAUGUUUGCGGUAAAUGUUAAAGGCAUUUCUAUUUCGGAUAUCGAUCACUCUAAUCCUUCUGUUCUUAAUUUUACGGAAAUUCUGGUCGACCCUAUGUCGGAACCGAACUAUCCUGUCUACAAUCCACUUACUUCAACUUUGUAUUUCGGGAGCGAGUCAAACAUUUUUAGAUAUUCUCUGAAAAACAAAAGUUUGGAAACAUUCAUUUCUGCAGAAGCAGAACACUAUUUUUAUGCAAUGGAUAUUGACGUCACUGAACAGAGACUCUACUUUCAAGAAAAUGAUAUCAACGGUUCCCAUAUUGAGGUCAUUAACUUAGAUGGCACCGACAGAAAAACAUUUAUGUCUAAUGUUAUAAAUACUGCUGAAGAAAUACAAAUAGAUGCAGUAAACGGUUAUUUGUACUAUAGUACAACCGGCAACAUUAUCAUUCCUGCGUUCAUUGCUCGAGCAAGAUUGGAUAAUUCAGUUUACCAUGAUAUACUUGUAAAUACUAGCCUUAUUACCCCAAGAUUUGAAUUAGAUGUUGAAGCGGGGAAGAUGUAUUGGUGUGAUAUAUUCUUUAAAAUUGUUGAACAAGCAAACUUGGACGGCUCACAUCGUAGAACUAUUGGAUCCAGUAGCGGGCCUAUCCAACCUGUAGUGUAUGGUGGUUAUCUUUACUGGUGUGAAAGCGACGGUAUAUUCUAUGUGAAUAUUGAGGAUGGUAUGGCACCUCAGGAACAAAUCAUUACUGGCGAUUCAAUACUUCGGCCUUUUGGACUGGCUUUAGGCGUAUAUGAUGAAACGCCGGAAUGUGAUAUAGAGUGCUUAAACGGCGGUACAUGUUUUAACGCCGAUAACACCAACAGCACAUGUAAAUGCCGUGAUGGUUUUGUUGGACCAACCUGUAAGCGAGUUGUUGGAUACUGCGCAUGUUCUCUUCCAUAAUCAACUGUUCACCGCUUAUCAAAGUCACCGUUGAUGACCGAAGAGCAUGAUAUAUGAUGUUCUGACAAAUCAUUAAGUAGUAUUAUAGAAUGACAAUAACAAUUGUACUGUAUAUGCUUGAUAAGACAUAAUAUUAUAUAAAUACGUAUUUUGGUUUGGGGUUGUGGUUAAUUGCUUGUUAUUUAACAUACUGUAUACAGCAACAUUUAAUAUAACCAGUUGUGAAUUACCUUUACAAAUUUCACUAGAAAAUAUUACUUUUUAGCUCAUAUAAAGGAGCUCUAGGAAUACUCGAUUAAUAGAUUCUGUUUCGUUUUUUUUUCUUUUUGUAUAGGCGGCCGUUAAAGCCAGGAUACUAAUACUACCUCUAGUAAUAGAUUCUUAUUUUUUUUGUAUGUUUUCUUUCUGUCCUGCCUAGUUUAUCUUUGAUAUUGUUUUUAUUGCUUGUAAUUAUUUUGUUAAUGGCUUGUCAUGUUAAAUGUAAUAGUUUCCUUUCAUAGU
Molecule: messenger RNA, 1685 nt
Organism: Anneissia japonica
Lineage: Eukaryota; Metazoa; Echinodermata; Crinoidea; Comatulida; Comatulidae
Product: low-density lipoprotein receptor-related protein 6-like
Exons: 8
Coding region: 168-1184 (338 amino acids)
Source: RefSeq, a predicted model, not a curated record